AUGGACGAGAGAAGAAGAGCAGGUGGAUGCAGCUGCUGCACGCCCUCGCUGCUUUCCAGCUCGACGAGGACCAGCAGCGAUUCAUCGUCUUAUCCUCCAUCGUCGUACCCGUCGUCUUCCACGAGCUGCUUCAGUCUCAACGUCGAACACACGACGUCGGCGCUCCGCUCCACUAUUUCCGUGCCCGCCUUUUCCACACCCUGGAUAAAGUCAGACGACGACCGUCCCAUGCUUCCCUGCCCAAGGCCCACGACAACAAGGGCUAGCAGCCUCUAUGCGCUCCCCAUGGAGUCAUCGUGGGCAAGAAAAGGAAGGCACAGUACCGGUCCGGCGAAUCCCGUCUGUCCCGAGAGCGACAGCUUGCCCGUCACACCCCAUCCUCACGCCGCCGGGCUCGUGCAGCUCCCACAGAAUCAAAUUCGCUCCCAAGAGCAGCGCAGAAAUGACGCAUCGCCGAUGGAUGAGUCACGCUGGAUGGCAAGCCCUGCCGCGAUGGACCUUGAUAGUGAGGAGGAGAACACCGAUCCACUUCCUUGUGGUCAACGGAAGCGAAGGGACCACGACGGGCUAGUAAGAGACGUGGACCACGGCGGAGUUGAAAGGGACCCCCACGAAGAAGACGACGACGACGACGACGACGACGACGACGACGACUAUGAAAAGUACGGUGGAGAGAAAGCACCACGCACGGCUAUGGACCGUGGCGAGGGUGGCGAGGCAGCACGUCUCGCGUUUGACGGUGGACAUCGGAUGAUCACAAACAAGGACACAAGGGAUACGGCAGACGGAUGGAUAAGCCUGGCGAGACGCCUAAAGCACUUUCUGCACCACGCCCAGUUGCCUCUUCUGACCUCGUCGUCGGUCUCAGACCUCGGAGCGCGGAUAUCCAAGAAUGGUUGCUGGACUGCGCCCAAGAGCAAGAUCGCUGACAACUCUGUUCUCCUCUCCUGCUUUCUCGAGCCCAACGACACCCGCCAUGGUCUCCUCUACUCACCCAGUCCGCCAGAAAAGGCGCGACUCAACAAGAUGCUAGUCCCGUCUUCACGGUCGCCGGGUUCCUCCAAGCGGCGUGUCUCGCGACGAAAUACCACAGGGAGCUCAGGCAACUUGCCAAACUUCUGCAUCUACCGCUUUGUGCUUCCCAACGAUGGCUACUCGGACAAGAAAAGGGCAAAGCUGCCUCGCAUAGUCGUCGACUCCCUCAACAAGGUGCCCGACCGCAAAGAAAUCGAGGGAGUUCACAAUGCAACCUAUGUCGGCAUUGUCUUUUGCGACGGCCUCUGGUGGAUCACUUCCACCGAUCUCUGCAAGAUUGUCAAGUUUCGACUUGAGGCGGCUGGCUUCAAGAUCAUCAACAAAACAAAGCUCUUUGAGGGUGUCUACUCCGACCUGCGGCUUGUGCACGAGCACCGUGAGGAGGAGCCGGGUUCGAAUCUGCUCACGGCGCUCGACGAGUAUGGCUGUCUCUCGAUGCACAAGCGCCAGAAAGUCUACCAGUUUCAGCACGUUAAGAUCGACGAGCUCCUGAUUGGCGCUAUUCGACGCGAGCUCGCACCCAACUGCAUCAUGGUCCGGACAAGGGCGGUGGACGAGCCAGGCAAGCGUCUGUGCUCGGAUGCCUCGUUGAAGAAGGCGAGUGCUUUCCCUUUAUGGCGCCCCCUCGAGGCGAGGAGAGACAAACGCUGA
Molecule: messenger RNA, 1686 nt
Organism: Acaromyces ingoldii
Lineage: Eukaryota; Fungi; Basidiomycota; Exobasidiomycetes; Exobasidiales; Cryptobasidiaceae
Exons: 7
Coding region: 1-1686 (561 amino acids)
Biological process (GO): sexual reproduction; regulation of DNA-templated transcription
Cellular component (GO): Tec1p-Ste12p-Dig1p complex; nucleus; Ste12p-Dig1p-Dig2p complex
Molecular function (GO): DNA-binding transcription factor activity
Source: RefSeq, a predicted model, not a curated record